Messenger RNA from Letharia columbiana, 909 nucleotides. RefSeq lists its product as uncharacterized. NCBI's taxonomy places the organism in Eukaryota, Fungi, Ascomycota, Lecanoromycetes, Lecanorales, Parmeliaceae. The coding region runs from base 1 to 909 and encodes 302 amino acids. The record is from RefSeq and is a predicted model, not a curated record. The transcript has a single exon.
AUGGAAUCCAACUACCAGCCACAGACAGAUCUAGCAUCCAUCCUGCAGACUCUACGAGCCUAUGCUCCGUCUCAGCAGCAAGCCCCUGAAGCGACUUACCAAACCCAAGCUCUUCAGGCCCAUCACCAACCUCAAGCGCCACCUCAAACCCCCGAUCUCGAAGAAGACGAAUACGACCCUUCAACCUACGACCCAUCGCUCCCUCUCAUCACCGCACCUCACCCGCAAGCAGCUCCCGCCCACGCACCAGACGCACAGCCCCAGCGACCGCCUCCGACCCCCGAAACACGCCCCCGCCUAGAAAAGACCACUCCGUCCUAUCCCCGCCCACCUCCCGAACCCACGCCGGCCGCCAAACCACCGGCCUCGACCCCCGGCCCCAAGAAGGCACACGCGCCGCCCGGCCACCGUCCCGCCACGAUCACCACCUGGGCGCCCGCUCUCCGGCACGUCACGGGCCAAACGACGGCGGAUCCCGGGUUCGGGCACAGGGUGCGGCAUCUCAUCACGACCCAACGCAAGCACGAGCGGCAAUGGUGGGACGGGCGCGAGGAGUUGAAGAAACGGCUAGCGGGCCGGGAGGAGGGGAGGAAGAAAUUGGACAGCGUCCUGGGUUCGCUCGGCGGUCAUGUCAACGCCUCGAAGACGGACGAGUUCUCCGAGGAGGAAGAGCUGAGAAUGUAUGACAGGAAGGUGUAUCAAGCUUGCGGAGAGAUGGUGGCGGCUACCGUGAAGGAAUUGAAGAAAUUGGAGGUGCCGUUCUUCUGUACUGUGGAGGGACUGGUGAGUCCGAAGGGGGAUGGCAAGGCGCAGGGAAAGAGGAAGGGGACGGUAUCCGAGGCGGAGCUGGCGGAGUUGAGGGGCAGGAUGAUGGUGUUGUUGGAGGAUCUGUGCGGCGAGGAGGAGUGA